Molecule: messenger RNA, 1683 nt
Organism: Terrapene triunguis (Three-toed box turtle)
Lineage: Eukaryota; Metazoa; Chordata; Testudines; Emydidae
Product: zinc finger protein RFP-like
Exons: 7
Coding region: 21-1478 (485 amino acids)
Molecular function (GO): protein binding; zinc ion binding
Source: RefSeq, a predicted model, not a curated record
UCCACUGCCCAGAGGGAGCCAUGGCUGCAGAGAACCCUGUGGAAAGUCUCCAGGAGGAAGCUACAUGUCCCAUCUGUAUGGAGCAUUUCACAGAACCUGUCAUUCUGGAGUGUGGGCACAAUUUCUGCCGAGCCUGCAUUAGCCAGUGCUGGGAGGGAUCCGAUACAGCCGCCUCCUGUCCUCUGUGCAGAGAAACUGUGCAACAGGGAAACCUCAGGCCCAACCUGCAGUUAGGAAACAUGGUAGAAAUCGCCAAGUGGCUGAGUUUACAAGCAGCAAAGGGAGCAGGAGGGGAUGGGGUGUGUGGGGAACACCUGGAGGCUCUGAAACUGUUCUGUGAAGAGGAUGAAACCCCCAUCUGUGUGGUGUGCGACAGAUCCCGGGCUCACCGCGCUCACACGGUGGUUCCCAUACAGGAGGCUGCCCAGGAGUACAAGGAAAGAAUCCAGGCGCAUUUGAAGACUCUGAGGGAAGAGAGAGAAAAGCUGCUGGGAUUGAAAGCGACUGGAGAGAGGAAUAGCCGGGAGUAUCUGAAACAAACAAAAACCGAGAGACAGAAGAUUGUGUCUGAAUUUCAGCAACUGCGGCAGUUCCUGGAGGAACAAGAGCGACUCCUGCUGGCCCAGCUGGAGAAGCUGGACGAGGAGAUUGUGAAGAUACAGAAUGAAAAUGUCAGUCAACUCUCCGAGCAGAUUUCCCAUCUCAGUGAGCUGAUCAGUGAGAUGGAGGGGAAGUGUCAGAAGCCAACAAGUGAAUUUUUGCAGGAUAUUAGAAGCACCUUGAGCAGGUGUGAGAAGGGGAAGUUCCAGCAGCCAGAGGAGAUUUCUCCAGAACUGGAAGAGCGAGUCAGUGGUUUCUCUCAGAAAACGAUUGUGCUAUUGGAGACUCUGGGGAAGUUCAAAGACACUCUGCCGUAUGCACUAGAGAUGAAAAGAGGAGGAUUCCUAGGAACAUUCAGAGAGGUGAAUGUGACUCUGGAUCCAGACACGGCUCAUCCCCACCUCGUCCUGUCUGAGGACUGGAAAAGUGUGACACGGGGAGACACACGGCAGCAUCUGCCCAACACCCCUGAGAGAUUUGACACUAAGCCCUGUGUGCUGGGCUGUGAGGGAUUCACCUCGGGGAGACAUUGCUGGGAGGUGGAGGUGCAGGGUGGGGGAGGCUGGGCUGUGGGGGUGGCCAGAGAGUCUGUGAGGAGGAAGGGAUGGAUCAGCUGUAGCCCUGAGGGGGGGAUCUGGGCUGUUGGGUGGUUGGGGGAUCAGUUCUGGGCUCUCACCUCCCCUGAGAACCCCCUUCCCCGGCGCCGGAUCCCCAGCAGGAUCUGGGUUUGUCUGGACUGUGACCAGGGGCAGGUGAUAUUUAUUGAUGCUGGUGAUGAGGCCCCGAUCUUCACUUUCCCGCCAGGCUCCAUCCCUGGGGGGAGAAUCCGACCCUGGCUCUGGGUGUGGCUGGGAUCCCAGCUCAGACUGUGUCCCUGAGGGGGGGUGGGGGUGGGGAUAUCCCACUGGAGAACUGGAAAUCAGCCUUUCUAGCCUCACACACCGCAGUCUGUAUGACCUUGGAGGACUCCCAUCUACCCAGCCCCUGGCGCCUCAUCUCUAUGACCUACGGAAGCCCCUCCCCUUCCCUGCAGCACCAGGGAUGGGAGGGGGAGAGGGGAAGAACCCUUGGGGCUGCAGGAGA